CAACGACAAAACCAGUCACUAUUAUUUAAAAAAACAAAAAUAGAAGAUUCACUGCUCAGAAAUCAAAGUCUUCAUUUUUCUUCGGAAGCUUCAAGGUUGACACUUUCUGCAGAAAAAAUGAAACUUGGUUGAAAUCCAUUUCGUUUUACGAUUGUUUUGAUGGAAGGGAAGCUGGUCUCUGUGCGGUUUAUUCUGCUUUUGACUGGCUAUGUUCUGCUUCAGCUUGUGGCUUCAGAUACAUUUCAUUUCGUUUCUCAGAUUGCGAAUCAGUCAAGUGUUGUAGAAUCAGCAGCUUCCAAGAAUGGCAAUCCUAAAGCAUCAUGUCCUUCUGGUUGGGUUAUUAGUCCAGAUAAGAGCAAGUGCUUUCAACAUAUAGGAGGCAACCAGUCAUGGGAUCAGUGGGAGACCCAAUGUAAACAACUUGGUGGACACUUGGCUGCUGUGACAUCAUAUGAAGAACUAAACUUCACUCAGAAUUUAUGUAGUGAAACUAUCAAUGGCUGCUGGACUGGAGGAAGAGGCAUUAACACUACUGUUGGUUUGAAUUGGAAGUGGUCUGAUAAUGUGACACAAUGGAAUGAAUCAAUCUCAACAACAAGAUCUUUUUACUCCAGUUGCACCAAUUUUUCUUGCCAUGUUAAUGCUUCAGUAGAAUUGUGUACAUUGGUGACUGAUGGAUCUACAUCCCUUGUGAUUGAUAGAUGCAAUGCGUCUCAUGCUUCUAUUUGCAUGAUCGAUUCUGACAACAAAUGUUACUACUUGCACUGCCAUCGGGAAUACCUUAUCAUCCUUGGAGUUGUUAGUGGGCUGAUCCUUAUCACAACAUUUGCUGUUGUGAUUUGGCUUCUUGCAUACAGGCGGAGCAAGAGGCGCAGAAAGUCUCGCAAACAAUCAAAUCCAGCAGCCUCCGCAUUAGUUCCUCCAUCCUGGAAGGUGUUCACCAGUGAGGAAAUGAGAGCAAUUACAAAGAAUUUUAGUGAAGGAAAUCGCCUUGUGGGAGAUGCCAAAACAGGGAGCACAUAUAGUGGCAUUCUACCUGAUGGAUCAAGGGUGGCGGUUAAGAGGUUAAAAAGGUCUAGUUUUAAAAGGAAGAAAGAGUUCUAUUCUGAGAUUGGAAGGGUUGCAAGGCUUCAUCAUCCAAAUUUGGUGGCUGUCAAGGGAUGUUGUUAUGAUCACGGGGACCGCUAUAUUGUUUAUGAGUUUAUUGUAAAUGGCCCCUUAGAUAGAUGGCUACACCACAAACCAAGGGGAGGGCGAAGUUUGGAUUGGGCAAUGAGAAUGAAAAUUGCUACUACUCUUGCUCAAGGAAUUGCUUUCUUGCAUGACAAGGUUAAGCCCCAUGUUGUGCACCGGGAUAUCCGUGCCAGUAAUGUAUUGCUUGAUGAAGAAUUUGGAGCACAUUUGAUGGGGGUUGGUUUGUCAAAGUUUGUGCCAUGGGAAGUGAUGCAGGAGAGGACAGUAAUGGCUGGUGGCACAUAUGGAUACCUUGCUCCAGAAUUCGUUUAUAGAAAUGAACUUACAACAAAAAGUGAUGUGUACAGCUUCGGAGUUCUACUUUUGGAAAUUGUAAGUGGGCGCAGGCCUGCUCAGGCGGUUGAUUCGGUGGGCUGGCAGAGUUUAUUUGAAUGGGCCACACCUUUGGUGCAGUCACAUCGCUACCUAGAGCUCUUGGACCCUCUCAUAUCUUCUUCAUCGUCUGACAUACCAGAAGCCGGAGUCGUCCAGAAGGUGGUGGACCUUGUAUACGCUUGUACACAACACGUCCCUUCUAUGCGCCCAAGAAUGUCCCACAUCGUUCAUCAGCUGCAGCAGUUGACCCAGCCAACUGUUCCAAAGUAAGUCCUCUCAUCUCAACCUCCGGAGGAAUUUGCAAUACUAAAUAUAAGAAACAUGAAAUUGGGAUUUCACUAGCUGUUGAGACUUUAUGUUAGUUUCUGCAGAAACAUAAGUUAAGAAGCAAUUGUUUAGAGCUUACUUAGCUUGACUCGCAUGCCUUGAUGUAUUCUUAUUUAAUGUGACAAGUAUGGCAGUCAUUUUGUA
Molecule: messenger RNA, 2040 nt
Organism: Mangifera indica (mango)
Lineage: Eukaryota; Viridiplantae; Streptophyta; Magnoliopsida; Sapindales; Anacardiaceae
Product: C-type lectin receptor-like tyrosine-protein kinase At1g52310
Exons: 6
Coding region: 160-1839 (559 amino acids)
Biological process (GO): protein phosphorylation
Molecular function (GO): ATP binding; protein tyrosine kinase activity
Source: RefSeq, a predicted model, not a curated record